AUGGAUCACAGUAAUGCUAACGUAAAACCAGAGAAACAAGAUCUUGCCAUUUCUGAUAACAGCAGUCUCAAUGAAAAAAAAAAAAUCAACAUCUCUGAACAAUUACAAUUUAUCUCACAGCAGUUAGAUCAAUUAACCCACACAUCUACCAACAACACUAGUGACAGCAGCAAUAUUACUGGUAUUGAUACUACUACUAAUAACACCAACAAUAAUUCCAAGGAAACUUCAGAUUUUAAUUCCAAAAGAAUACCCAUAAACAUUUCACAGGAUAAUAUUAAAAAUAAUAAGGAAAAGAUUAACAUACGAUUCAGUCCCAUAGGUGGGUCUAUUAAACAGAUAAAUACCAAGAUGAUCAUAGCUUCUUACCAGCCAUUCUCAACAAUAAUACAAUACAUUAAAAAAAGGUUGAAUUUACCGCAUGUUUAUUUAUACAUAAACAAUUCAUUUGCUCCUUCAGGUCAACAAUUAGUUGGUGAACUAUACGAGCAGUUUGGAAUCGGUGAUGAAUUGUGUGUAAGUUAUUGUGGCGGCGUAGCCUUUGGUUGA
Molecule: messenger RNA, 549 nt
Organism: Saccharomycodes ludwigii
Lineage: Eukaryota; Fungi; Ascomycota; Saccharomycetes; Saccharomycodales; Saccharomycodaceae
Gene: ATG12
Product: Atg12p
Exons: 1
Coding region: 1-549 (182 amino acids)
Biological process (GO): autophagosome assembly; nucleophagy; C-terminal protein lipidation
Cellular component (GO): phagophore assembly site membrane; cytoplasm; Atg12-Atg5-Atg16 complex
Source: RefSeq, a predicted model, not a curated record